Molecule: messenger RNA, 2110 nt
Organism: Psylliodes chrysocephalus
Lineage: Eukaryota; Metazoa; Arthropoda; Insecta; Coleoptera; Chrysomelidae
Source: the annotation of a GenBank genome assembly
AUGCCCAAGGCAAACGAUAAAAAGCCGUGCAAAAAAGGCAAAGAAGGAGACGAAAAAUUCAAGAAACGGACAGAACAGAAGAAGUUGAGUAUGAGAAGAGCUAGGGAAAAAUUAAAAAGUGAUCCUAUAAAGCAUGAAGAAGUAAAGAAAAGGGACAGAGAAAGAUACAAAAAAAAGAAAGAAGCGGGUUUAAUACCUAGAAUUAAAGAUUUAAGUCGGCGCGAAGUGAAAGAUUUUAGAAAAAAAUGGAGAGAAAGAUCAAAGCAGCACAGAUUAGCCAAAAAAGCGAAAGAAAAGCUUACUAAGUUUAUUAAGGACAUUUCACCACUACCGACUCCUGAUCAUGAUGUUGAGUUGCAGCUAUUGCAUCAUAAUAAUAAUGUGCAGAUCCCCUCUACAAGCAGAAUUGCUUGCGGACGGAAAAUAAUUAAAAAAAAUCGUGAGAAGUGGAGAAGAGAGAGAGAAAAACUUACUGAAAAUUUAAAAAAAGUUACGAACCAAAGAAAUAGAUACAAGAGUAAAUGCAGCCGUCUGAGAAAAAAGCUUAAACAACAUCUAAUGACUACACCUGAGAAAAAUGUUGAGUCUAUUUUAAAAAACCAAUCUGUUACCCCUCAAGUGAAAAGAAAUCUAUUGUUUGGUGAGGUAAUAACACAACAAAUAAAAAAGAACUUUUUACAACAAAAUUCUUCAAAGGAAAGAAUGAAAAUGUUUUCAACCGUUUUAAAAGGCCCGUUGAUUAAUAAAUUUAAAUAUAGUCACCGGUUAAGUUUUCUAACUUCAAAAAGACUUGCAUUUACAAAAUAUUCCAAAAAGAAACAACAAAAUUUAAAGAUUAUAAGAGCAAAAGAUGCAGUAAGAAAAUUUUUAGAAGAAGAUGAUGCUAGCCGUUUAACAGCUGGCAAAAAAGAAACAGUUACAAGACACAAGACUAAGAAGCAAAUAAGGUACCUAAACAACUCGUUAAAAAAUCUUUAUUCCAAGUUUAUUAAAAAUAGCACCUAUAAAGGAAUGAGCUACUCUACAUUUUGCAAGCUGAGGCCGUUUUGGAUUCUUUCUCCUAAAGUGGCCGAACGAUACACCUGUCUUUGUAAAAUACAUACAAAUAUGUCACUGAUAGUGAAACGAUUAAAACUAGAAAAAAUUAUUAACGAAAAUAGUCUUGAAGAAAUUUUGAAAUCAAUGUGUUGCGAGGGGCAGCUAAAUGAAGACUGUUUGGAAAGAAAAUGUGAAUCAUGUAAAAAUAAAACAAUAGUUUGUAAUACUUUUAACGGUCAAGAAAAAAUGUCAUAUGAAAACUGGUUAACAAAAAAAACAAAAAUUAUAGUUAAAGGCCAAGAGAAGCUGUGUCUAAAGACUGUGAAAGAAAAUAAAUUUUGUUCAAAAUAUGAGGCUGUGCUAGAGCUUAACAAAAAUAUGCCACAUUUUAUGCAACAUUAUACCAACGUUAUGCACCAGUAUAAGGAAAUAAAUAUAUUAAAAAAAAAAUCUUAAAACGAAUGAAGCCAUCAUGCACAUGGAUUUCUCGGAAAACUAUACUUGUAAGUACAGCGAAGAAAUCCAAUCUGCCCACUUUGGCGGAUCUAAACCGCAGAUAUCAAUACAUACUGUGGUCAUGUAUCACAAAGGUGGUACGGUUUGUUUUGGAACGUUUUCGAAAAAUUUAAGACACGACCCAGCAGCGAUUUGUGCCCACUUAACACCAAUAUUAAAAACAACUAAAGAAUUAAUACCUCAUUUACGUACUAUUUAUUUUGUAAGUGAUGGACCCUCCAGCCAGUAUAGGAACAAAAAAAUGUUCCAACUUGCCAUUCUAUAUUUAGUGCCCCAAUUGAGUGCCCAGACUUUGUACUGGAAUUAUAGCGAGAGUGGUCACGGAAAGGGUGCGCCAGAUGGGGUGGGUGGUUGUCUUAAGAGAACGGCAGACUCUUUGGUUGCAAGGGGAAAAGAUCUGCCAACUUUUGAAGUGUUGAUUGAAGAGCUGAGGCUAAACUGUCCUGGAAUUAAAAUUAUUGCGAUUGAUGAUGGUGAAUUCUCUAAAAUAGAUAACAUUUUGAACAACGUAACUCUUAAACCUUUUAAAGGUACCAUGGCGAUACAUCAGCUUAGC